AUUUGAAGGCAUUUGACAUUUUGAGAUUUAUUACUAAAGGAUUCGACAACGUGAUUUGUGAAUUCUUUUUGGACAAUGUUAGACAUUUAUUCAAUCAUCCUUUGUUUUACUUAAAUAAAUAUAUAAUAACAAAUACCUCAUACAGAUUUCUACACAUCGAGAGGAGAACUGAUUCCCGUUUUACAUAAGCUAUUCAACGAUUCUAAAAACAAUUAAACAACCAAUUGAUGUCUGAAAAUCUAUUAGGAAGGUAGUUCAACAAGUAAGCGCAAAUACAAAUUUCGAACUAGAACAUUUAUGAGAGUGAUUAAUAUUUUUUUAAUACAAUAUCAAAUAACUGCUCGUAAACAGUGUUUCAAUUUAGAACAUGAAUUAGAUUAUUGUUCUAGAAAGCAUAAAGUUCAUAUACCAACAAGUCAAUUAUCUGGUUACAGUUUUGGUUAUGGUUCAUUAAAUGAUACAGAAUAUAUGUGCCGUACUCGAUGGCACAUAUUGGUAUUUCACUGUAUGAGGAAAAGAGCAGAGGAAUCGUGUAAUCAUUCCGACGAAGAGAAAUUUCGACAAAUUAUAUGGUCCAUUUCUCUAGAUACAAGAAAAUUUGAGAAAGCUGCUGCAUAUAUAUGUCAUGAACAUAAUUUGAGAAUUUUACGUGAACAUCAGUAUAGAUGUUUAAAACAACAAGAGAAAUUAGCUGAACAAUGUGCAGUUCAUAGAAAUGAAACAAUUAAAGAAGUUGUCCUAGCAUUACAUAAUCAAUCUAGUCGAUUAUUAUCUAGUCCUAAUGAAUAUUAUUCUAUCAUUAAACACACAUUAACAUCAUAUGAAUGCAAAUCUCUACGAACAAAAUUAGAUUGUUUAUAUAAUAUAUUACAUAAUGCAUGUCCAUCCAAUGCAGUACGAUUAAUAAUGAAUUAUUUUAAAGAGACAUUACCGGAUGGUUGUACAUUUAAUUAUGAAACAAGAUUAUCAAAACAUUUAGAAUCAUUACAAAUGACAAAUUUAAUUAAUAAUGAUGAAAAUAUAGAUGAAAUGAAUAUGAGAAAACAAACUGUUAUAAAUCAUUUGAAUCAGAUUAAAGCAAGUCCAAUUAAAUCUGUAAAAAAUUAUGCUUAUUUAUUAAAUUAUAAUUAUUUAACUAUAACAUUUAUUAUCUAUACAUUAAUAUGUAUUAACCAUUGAACAUCUCUUCUUUGUUAGCUUCUUUUUUUAAAUUAAUUAACUGAUUUGUUUAUAUUAUAUCCGUAUAAUAUCAAUGAUGAAUGAAAUGGUCAUCUAUUAAAGAGUAUACUUUCUGUAAAUAACCAUUUGAAUCUAUACUGAUCAACAUAUAAGACAAGAGUUCAAAAGUAUCAAUGAAUUUGUUCCAUAUUGUAUGUAUAACAAAAAAUGAAUCUUCUAUACCUUUAUCUAUCAGAUUAAAUUGUAUUCAUUAAGAUUGAUGUAAAUAUAGUUUUUAUUUUUCUUUCUUUUUUUUUGUUGAACCAAAAGUACUUUCAAUCUAGCAGAUUACACGAAUUAAAUACAUAUUAAAUACAUUUUUUUCUCUGUUUUUUUUGUUUUUGACAUUGGAAUGAUACCAUUAUUGAUUAGAUAUAGUCCUCUAGAUACCCAGAAUAAGAUUAUUUAUCGAAAUCAAUAAAAUAUACUAAAGUUAAUGAAUGAGGGAUUUUAAAAUGAUUAUUUAUAAUUAUCAUUUAAAGUAAGCAUAUAUAUGAACAAAUACCAUAAUUUUAAUAUUUUUACAACCGAAGUCAAUAUUGUGAAUUGUCUCAAUAGGCAUUUCUUCUACGAACGAAAUAUAUAUAGGUAGACUAAUGAAAUGUAUUUGAAAUUCAAUGUAACAUUGAGAACGAAGCUUUUCGAAUAACAAAUGAAAGUUGAUGAAGACGUUAACAAGAAAAUGUAUCAAUAGUUUAAAUCAUGAGUCAGAUGAAGCUAGA
Schistosoma bovis is the source of this 1940-nucleotide messenger RNA. Lineage: Eukaryota; Metazoa; Platyhelminthes; Trematoda; Strigeidida; Schistosomatidae. The record is from the annotation of a GenBank genome assembly.